This is a messenger RNA of Dentiscutata erythropus, 175 nucleotides long. Lineage: Eukaryota; Fungi; Glomeromycota; Glomeromycetes; Diversisporales; Gigasporaceae. The record is from the annotation of a GenBank genome assembly.
AUGAACAUGCAAGCCAUUUUAGAAGAAAGUAAUAAAGAUAGCUUUUUGGCUUCUUUUGAUCAUGAAUAUGUGGUUUCUUCCAGUUAUCAAUCAACUAAUAUUAUUAAAUAUAGUGGAUCUCAGUCUACUAGCAAAGUUUGGAAUUAUUUUGAUAAAGAUGAUACUUCCGGAUAUG